Molecule: messenger RNA, 1566 nt
Organism: Diaporthe citri
Lineage: Eukaryota; Fungi; Ascomycota; Sordariomycetes; Diaporthales; Diaporthaceae
Exons: 2
Coding region: 1-1566 (521 amino acids)
Biological process (GO): regulation of transcription by RNA polymerase II
Cellular component (GO): nucleus
Source: RefSeq, a predicted model, not a curated record
AUGGCUGGCUUUGCGACGAAGCAGGCAAUCGCAGAAAACUUUAGCUGUACCGAAAGGCUGAAAUUCACAGCCGAGGAGAGCGUCUCUCACAUCGGCAGCGACGAUGCCACAAGUCUCCAGACGCCAGCCGAAGCUCAGACCUCACCGACUGUAGUGAGCGCGACUUCCAGAGCCUCCAAGAGACGCAAUUACCCUUCCGAACAAAAGACGAGCAAGUGCACCUGGCCGGGCUGCCCAAAGACCUUCAACCGACCUGCACGCCUCCUGGCCCACUUCCGCUCGCACACCAACGAGCGGCCGUACAAGUGUACCCACGAGGGCUGCGACAAGGACUACACCGAGAGCAAGCACCUCAAGCUGCACCUGCUCUCCCACACCAAGGAGGCCAAGUACGCCUGCGACAAGUGCGACAAGGCCUUCGCGACGGGCACCAGGCUGCGCCGCCACCAGGCAGUGCACGAGGGCCAGGAGCGGUACCGGUGCAGGGACUACCCGCCGUGCAAUCAGUCGUUCCGCAAGCACCAGACGCUGCAGCGGCACGUCCUCAAGGAGCACCUUGGCAAGAAGGCGUUCCCGUGCGCGCAAGAGGGCUGCGGCGCGUCGUAUGACACGGCCAACGCGCUGCGCAGCCACCGCGACAGGGACCACGGCGAGAUCCGGUUCUGGUGCGGUGAGUGCUGUGAGGAGGCGGCGCGGAGCCCGGGCGACGAGACCAAGCAGCCCGUGGGCUUCACAACGCAGUUCCUUCUGGACACGCACAUACGCCAGGACCACGUCAACUGCAUCUUCUGCGACGUCCGCUUCGCCGGCCACUACCAGCUCGAGCAGCACAUGGAGAUGUACCACUCCGGGCUGUCGGUUGAGGACCGCAAGACGGUGGCGUGCACUUUCCCCGGCUGCGCCAAGAAGUUCACCAAAAAGGCCAACAUGAACAACCACUACCGCACAGCGCACGAGGGCAAGCGCUUCGUCUGCGGCAAGGUGAACACGUUUGACGUCGCCGGGCUCGAGGACUGGAAUUGGACCGAGGAAGGCUGUGGCGAGGGCUUCGUCGACAAGGCCAAGAUGUCGCAGCACAUCCUCUUCGUGCACCUGGGCAGGCCCCGCCCCGCGACUGGCCCGGGCUCGACUUCCACGGCCAAGGCCUCGUCCUCGGGCCACGUGGCCAGUUUUCUUAACGAGAUCUCCGGCGUCGCGAACCAAGAGCGCCGCCAGGCGGUCUGUGCCGUCCCCGAAUGCACCGCCCGCUUCAUCCGCUACGCCGACCUCCACAAUCACGUCCAAGCCCAGCAUCCCGAGCACGCCGCCGGAGUUGAGCUCCUGGAGGAGUCCGAGGUCCCGCGCCUGCACGACGGCGAGGUCAUCUGGGGCGACGGCGGUGUCGACGCUGAUGGUGUGGCUGCGCCGGGUGAGCCGCAGUCCCCGGACUGGGGCCUGGUCGAUGACGACGCUGUCGCCAACGCGGGUGCUCAACAGCCGCCGGACUGGGACAGCGAGGAGGCGAACUUGAUGCAGCUGGUCGAUCUGGAUGCGGCCAUCGACCCCAGUCUCCUGCUCCAGGCUUGA